Molecule: messenger RNA, 858 nt
Organism: Gongylonema pulchrum
Lineage: Eukaryota; Metazoa; Nematoda; Chromadorea; Rhabditida; Gongylonematidae
Source: the annotation of a GenBank genome assembly
UUGAGAAGAAUUUUUGUUUUUCUUUUUUUUUUUGAAUUAUUUCCAGUGGAUAUAAAUUUUUGAAGGAGAUGGUGCAGUUUCUGUGGAUUACUCGGAUCGCUUGCCUCAUACGCUUGUGGUUCGCGAUUUUGAUAUUUUUUGCUUCUUCUUUUCGGUUGCUUCUUAUUUAGCUGAUAUAUGCAGUGACAUUGCCGUGGCAUACGUACACUACCGGGAACAGAGGAUGUGGGCAUUCAUAUUUAUCGCUGUCCUCACUGUUUUGCCUUCAGUUUUGUUGAAUAUCGUUUCGUUUUUAUGGUGGAUUGAUGAUGUAUCAGUGCGUGCCUCUCUACAGAACACCAAGCCUGAUUACUCGAAACAGUUAUUUUUCCGUCUCGUUAUAUCCCUAUUGCAGGUUGGUCCAGUGCUAUGGUAUUUGGAAGCAGCUUUAGCGGCUAUCCGUUUUCGAUUAGCGGAAAAAAGGAGUGAGAAAUUAGCCUUAUAUGCGGCCAUGGUUGCAGCGGAAAGAGAUGCCUCACUGCUGAGGUUUUUUGAGGCAUUUUUGGAAUCAGCGCCACAGAUGCUUGUUCAGGGCGUUGUUUUAGCACAUGCAUUUUACUCAUUGCAUCCAGCCGGUGCUGUUCCUCGAGGAAUGCUCAUUCAAGUGAUUUCAAUAUCGUUUUCACUGUUGUCUUCCUGCUGGUCAUUUGUUAUUCAGCACAGGAGUUUGCGGAUUAGUCGACCAGACAAGAGAAAUGUCACUCCAGUUGGUGCUUUACUUCAGGUUUGGCUUUAUAUACCCUUUGUAAAAAGAGCCACAGUUCUGUGCCUGUGUUUUUCGGUUCGAUUGAUUUCAAGGCCGCUAGUACCACUUUGAUG